AUGGCUAACUUUGGAGACUUUCUUAAAAGUCAAUUUCCAUUAAUUGACGACGAACUGAAGAAAUAUGUCGAAGAUAUCCUGGACAAUAGUGCUGGCGAAUUUGAAGAUACUGAAGAAGUAUAUGAGGCUGUUGGUGAAGUGCUGCAAGGGAUAUCGGAGAAAUCUGAAAAUGAUAUAAGAGCCAUAUGUGAGGAGCUCUUACACAUGAUGCAGCCAGACAAGACACCGGCCAGUAACGGACCCAGAAAGGUUUUAGACGCACCCAUACACCUGGCCUCUAUGACGACAACUCUCACUGAAACUGAUGAUCUCAAAAGUAUAUGGCUCCAGACUAGAGAUGAUAGUUUGAAAGUAGAUGCUAAGAAAUUAGAAAAAGCCGAAGCAAAGUUACAACAGAAACAGCAGAAGCAGAAAGACGCGAAGGUGCCAGUGGCGGCGCCGGUGCUGCAGACGGCCACAGCAUCACAGGUGACGUCCAAAAAGGACAAUAAACUCGAAGCCAAGGGGACAAAUAGAACACAAGAUAUACGAAUAGAAAACUUUGACAUUGCGUAUGGUGAUAGAGUAUUAUUACAAGGAGCAGACUUAAUAUUAGCAUUUGGUAGACGGUACGGUUUGGUUGGACGGAAUGGUCUCGGCAAGACAACAUUACUUAGAAUGAUAUCCAGUAAGCAAUUGAAGAUACCCUCGCAUAUUUCUAUUCUCCAUGUUGAACAAGAAGUAGUGGGAGAUGAGACGUUAGCGUUGCAGAGUGUGUUAGAAUGUGAUACGGUGAGAGAGAAUCUCUUGAAACGAGAGAAGGAGAUUACAGCUGCUAUCAACAAUGGAUCAACAGAUCCUAACCUAUCAACAGAGCUAAGCGAGAUAUACGUGCAGUUAGAGAACAUCGAGGCUGACAAGGCGCCUGCGCGGGCGUCGGUGAUACUAAGCGGUCUGGGGUUCACGCCGCAGAUGCAGGCGCGGGCGACUAAAACCUUCUCCGGUGGAUGGAGGAUGAGGCUGGCUCUUGCCAGGGCUCUGUUCUCAAAACCGGAUCUGCUAUUACUCGACGAGCCGACGAACAUGUUGGACAUAAAAGCGAUCAUCUGGUUAGAGAAUUACUUGCAGAACUGGCCCACGACACUAUUAGUGGUGUCCCACGACCGAAACUUCCUCGACACAGUGCCUACAGAUAUAAUGCAUUUACACACACAAAGGAUAGAUACAUAUAGAGGUAAUUACGAGCAGUUCCACAAGACGAAGAGCGAGAAGCUGAAGAACCAGCAGCGCGAGUACGAAGCACAGCAACAACACCGUGCGCACACGCAGGAGUUCAUCGACCGCUUCAGAUACAACGCCAACCGCGCCUCCUCCGUGCAGAGCAAGAUCAAGAUGCUCGACAAACUACCUGAACUGAAACCAGUGGAGAAGGAAGUGGAUGUAGUGUUAAGAUUCCCCGAGACUGAACCUCUGUCGCCGCCCAUAUUGCAGUUAAACGAGGUCGGCUUCUACUAUUCCAAGGACAAAGUGAUAUUCACCAACGUUAACUUAGGAGCAACGCUAGAAUCUAGGAUAUGUAUUGUAGGUGACAACGGCGCGGGUAAAACGACGUUAUUAAAAAUAAUAAUGGGCAUAUUAUCGCCCACGAGCGGUAUAAGGAGCGUGCACAGAGGACUCAAGUUCGGUUACUUCUCGCAGCACCAUGUCGACCAGUUGGAGAUGAAUGUCAAUUCCGUGGAACUGUUACAAAAGAGUUAUCCAGGUAAAAGUAUAGAGGAGUACAGACGGCAGCUGGGCAGUUUCGGCGUGAGCGGAGACCUGGCGCUGCAGACCAUCGCGAGUCUCUCCGGAGGGCAGAAGUCUCGCGUGGCGUUCGCGCGCAUGUGCAUGGGCGCGCCCAACUUCCUCGUACUCGACGAGCCCACCAACCAUCUCGACAUAGAGACUAUAGAGGCGCUAGGGAAGGCCAUCAACAAGUACACCGGCGGCGUGAUCCUGGUGUCUCACGACGAGCGGCUGAUCCGCAUGGUGUGUCGCGAGCUGUGGGUGUGCGGCGGCGGCUCCGUGGCCAGCAUCGAGGGCGGCUUCGACGAGUACCGCAAGAUCGUCGAGCGGGAACUGGAGGCGCAGAACAAGUAGACCACUACCACACCACCGCCAUUCUCAAUAAACGAUUGCAAUCGCUUUUUUGAUCCAUCGCGGAAAUAGAUCAAUCAGAACAGUCUUUUUUGACAUGUUUAAGAAUGAUUUUCUUUGCUUGGUUUUUUCUUGAGAACGGAUCGAAGAUUAAGAUUGGGAUCGAGUGAAAACGGCGGAUAGCAAUCGUGUAAAAAGUAACCUAAAUUAUAGCCAUGUAAUAUA
Molecule: messenger RNA, 2340 nt
Organism: Manduca sexta (tobacco hornworm)
Lineage: Eukaryota; Metazoa; Arthropoda; Insecta; Lepidoptera; Sphingidae
Product: ATP-binding cassette sub-family F member 3
Exons: 12
Coding region: 1-2118 (705 amino acids)
Molecular function (GO): ATP binding; ATP hydrolysis activity
Source: RefSeq, a predicted model, not a curated record